AUGGCGGCGGCGACGGAAAAUGUCGACAACGGCAGCAACGAUAACCAGACUAAACCGGAUUCGGAACCGGCUCCGGUUGAAAUUGCGCUUGCGGAGGAGCAGAAACCACUGUCUAAGAAUGCGCAGAAGAAGCAACUGAAGCAGCAGAGAUACGAAGCGAAGAAAGCUGAGAAGAAGGCACAGGAGAAGGAGCAGAAGAGGAAGGAAGGGGAGAGGAAGCUCAAGGAAUGGGAAGAAACGUUAGCGAAUGCUACGGAGGAAGAGAGGCUGAAGCUGAUUGAGUCGAGGAAGAGUCUCCGGAAGGAGAGAAUGGACAAGAGGUCCGAGGAGAAAGAGAAGAAGAAGGAGCGUCUCACUCUAGCCAAAGCAAUCGGCCAAAACGUCGUCAUAGAUGUUGAUUUCGCACAUCUCAUGUCCGAGUCUGAGAUUUCCAGCCUUGUUCAGCAGAUAAUGUAUUGCUAUGCGGCGAAUGGGAGAAGCACUUCGCCGUGUCAUCUAUGGCUGACAGGAGUGCAAGGGGAGAUGAGUACUCAGCUUGAUAAGCUUCCAGGUUUUGAGAAAUGGUUCAUAGAGAAGGAAAGUCAGUGUUACAUUGAGGCCAUGGCUGAUCGGAAAGAGAAUUUGGUGUACCUUACGGCCGACUCCGAAACUGUUUUGGAUGACCUGGACCCAAAGGAUAUUUACAUUAUCGGUGGCUUGGUGGAUCGGAACCGGUUCAAAGGGAUCACCAUGAACAAGGCACAAGAACAAGGCAUUAAAACAGCUAAGCUUCCCAUUGGAGAGUAUAUGAAAAUGUCAAGUUCUCAGGUUCUCACUGUGAACCAAGUUUUGGAGAUACUUGUCAAGUUUCUGGAGACGAGGGACUGGAAAACAUCCUUCUUCACUGUGAUCCCUCAGAGGAAAAGAACCGGAGCUGAGCCUGUUGACUGUUCGAAAUCGGAACCUCUUUCCGAAGAGCAUCAAGAGAAAGAGGGUGAUGCAGAGAAACAUGAUGUUGUGGAGAGGAAAAAGGUAUGCAUUGAAGUUCCUCCGGAAAGUGGUAGCUAG
Microthlaspi erraticum is the source of this 1047-nucleotide messenger RNA. The record is from the annotation of a GenBank genome assembly. NCBI's taxonomy places the organism in Eukaryota, Viridiplantae, Streptophyta, Magnoliopsida, Brassicales, Brassicaceae.